AGUCGUGCUCUUUUUGCUCAAUGGGGAAAUCUAGCAAGAGUUCCUCCUUGGAACAAGAUUUGGAUUCUCUGAGAGUAGAUUUUGCUUCUAUCAAAGACGAUGUGGCUUCUCUUGCUGCAACUUUGAAAUCAAUACUUGAUUCGAUGCCGUCUAAGGAGGAGUUACUUGCCAUGGUUACCUCAAUCCAAGAACUUUCAAAGAAAGUGGCAAAGAUACCUGCAGCUUCAGUUGCUCAAGUUAAUUCAUCCUCUAAGGAUCACAAGAAGGCUGCUGAAGCAGAUACCAAUACUCCUAGAAAAGAGAGCAGUAGUAAUGUUUCCAGCAAGGAAUCUGAUACACUGGAGAAAGGAACCCUGAAACGAAUGUUGCUUCCGUGCUCUUCUUCUGAUAAUCGUCUUGAAAAGACCGCUGAGAAAAGUGAUGAAGGUGAAGAGCCUGCCAAGAAAAAGGCUAAAUCAGAUAUCAAUUAUACUUAUAAAAAAGCGAACAUUACUCGUCCGUUUCCUGUCUAUGCGGAUGCUCAUCCUCUUGAAAAGAAUGCUCAGGUAGGCGAGAUAGUCGAAUUCGAAAGGCAACCUGGGGGGAGUUGUGAUGGUGGCAUCCUUUUCGUAAAGGGAUAUGAUUCUUCGCUUUCUGAGGAUGAUAUCGCGGAAGCAAUGCUUGAGCAUUUCUGUCCAUGUGGAAUGAUCCGAAGAAUUUAUUUUCAAACAAAUGGAACCACACCUAUUUUACGACAUGUUUUCGUUGAAAUGUUACAAGGCACAGUGGCCGCUUUAAAACUUAAUGGAAGUGACCUGGGAGGAUUUAAACUUGAAGUUCAUGAUGCUAAAGAGAGAGACGAAUUCUAUUUCACUCGCGAUCUGGAUUUUCCUUUUAUCCCCCCGAAAUCUCGUCGUCAUGAGCGUUGGGAUCCAAGUAGAUUCACAAAAGAAUCGCCUCCGGUGUAUGGCAUUGUCAGUUCUAGCAAGAUCAACAAGUAAUAGAGACCAGCUGCAGCUAGCUAC
Camelina sativa (false flax) is the source of this 1004-nucleotide messenger RNA. RefSeq lists its product as uncharacterized. Gene Ontology annotation, molecular function: nucleic acid binding. The record is from RefSeq and is a predicted model, not a curated record. NCBI's taxonomy places the organism in Eukaryota, Viridiplantae, Streptophyta, Magnoliopsida, Brassicales, Brassicaceae.